CCGACACACGGAGCGUUGGAGGCGGAUUGUUGUUGAAACAGCGCUAAUAGAGCCGGACAGCGGGUCUCGGGCUGGACUCUGAGCAGCUGAGCUCAGGUCUGCGGUCAGCAGAGCGAUGAGGAGCUCACUUUAUAGAGACCUGAGCGCUGAGGAGGAGAUUCUCCCUCAGCGCUGAUGUUUCUCGUCACCACCUGAUCGUGUCCAGAUUUGGAACCGCUCUGUAAGUUGACGCUGGACAGUCCAGCUGGUUCAGCCACCAUAAGAGCGCUAGUUUCGCUCUGAGGGUCUUUCUUUCUGUCCAGGAUGACGAAAAAGAAGAGAAGGAUGGAGCUUCAUCCGUCUGGAGCCCCGAGCAGCGAGGCGGGGGGAUCUACUGUCUCUAUGGAGGAGCCUGUAAAUCAGAGAGGGGCUCAGAAUCACUGGACUGAGGGGGCUUCAUCUGAGGAGACCCUGACCCUGAAGGAAGAGGAGGAGGAGGAGGAAGAGGAAGAGGAGGAGGAAUGUCAGGACAUAAAGCCCACCUUUCUCCCUAAAAUGGAGCCAAAACAAUACCAAGACAAAGGUAGUGGAGGCCAGGAGGGUCAGAACGGUUUGCCAGUAGUUAUUAAAACAGAACAAGGUCAUCCAGAAGAAAGCAGUUCCUUUGUACACAGUGGUGAAGACCAGCACGUCCUUCAGCGGUCUAAGAAUGUGUCCAGCCUGUCAUGUGAACCUCCAUCAAUCUCUCAGGAGACAUGGGAGAACCAGCACACACCCAAGGAAGACAUAUGCAACUCAUUAGUCAUUAUUAAAAUGGAACCAGAUGAACAAGAACUCAAUUCCAGUGGCAGCCAUUGUGUCCUUCAUGAGCCAAAGAGGGUGUCCAACCUGCUCGUUGUCUGUAAAACUGAACCAGGCUCUGCUUACAGUGAUGAAGAGCCACUGCAUAAUUGUGGAAGUGAUCUAAAUACUUCAGGAAUCUCAGGAUACAACGUCCUCUCUCUUAUCCCUAAAAUGGAACCGCUGCCCACAUCAGUAGAGCACCAAGAAGAUGAUGGUGGAGACGAAUUUGAUAGUAACAACCAGCACACAAUCGAAGAGGAUGUACACAGUUCACUAGAUAUUAUUAAAAUGGAACCAGACGAACAAGAACUGAGUUCCAGUGGUGAAAACCAUGUCCUUCAUGAGCUGGAGGAGGUGUCCAACCUGCCACCCGUCUGUAAAACUGAACCGAACUCUCUGGGAAUGCCUUACCCUGUGUACAGUGAUGAAGAGCCACGGCAUGAAAACAGUGAAAAAGAGGAAAAUGGGGGUUUUAAUACUUCAGCUGAGUGCAACCAGCCGUCCGGUGAAGAACACAAAGGACUGAAGUCAUAUUCUUGUUCCGAGUGCGGGAGAACCUUCUCUCAGUCGUCCUCCUUUUACAGACACAUGAGAAUCCACACUGGCGAGAGGCCGUUCCAGUGUUCUCAGUGCAAUAAGACUUUCAUUCAGUCAAAUACAUUCAAAAUCCACCAGAGAAUUCAUACCGGAGAAAAGCCUUACAAGUGCUCGGACUGUGGGAAGAACUUCAGACGCUUGGAUAACCUGAGGAUCCAUCAGAGAGCUCAUACCGGGGAGAAGCCAUACAAGUGUUCUCACUGUCCGAAGACUUUUACACGCUUAGAUAUCCUACAGAACCAUGAGAGAAUACAUACAGGAGAGAAGCCGUAUCAGUGUUCUCACUGCUCUAAGACUUUCACACGGUCCAGCGUCUAUCAGGUCCAUCAGAGAACACACACAGGAGAGAGGCCUUACAAGUGCUCCAUCUGUGGGAGGCAGUUUUUAGACCUUUCAAAUCUUAGAAACCAUGAAAGGACACAUACAAAGAAAAGGCCGCACCACUGCUCAAAUCGCUUCAGUUUGGAGGAACCAGUGAGUGACAGCUGGAGUCUCCGCCCCCCUCCCCGCUCACCACAACCACGUGACCGCGCUCCCGGAACUAUUUCACCACGGUGGCUCUCGGCUUCUGGUUCACCAGCGGCGUUUAUCGGUCUCUAUGGCUACGUUACUGCGCGACGUCAUCACGGAGAUGCGCGCGCAACUAGGGGGCAACUGUCAGCGAUGACGAGGAGCUGCUGCGCGGUGAACUGCACCAACCGCAGCCAGGACGGCUGGAGGAUGUUUAACAUCCCGAGGGGAUCACACCCCUUUGCCAAGAACCGCAGGAGGCUGUGGCUCCAGGCCAUCAGGAGGGCGGACUGGGGUCCUGAGGGUCCCAAAGGCAGCGCAAGUCUAUGCAGCACCCACUUCGUGUCCGGAGAACCUUCAAUGGACUGUGAUAGUCCAGAUUUUGUACCGUCCAUCUUUUCUCACAGCACCCGAGAUGGAACAGCAAAGACGGCAAGGAUGAAAAAGAAAAGGAUGGAGCUUCAUCCGUCUGGAGCCCCGAGCAGCGAGGCGGGCGGAUCUACUGUCUCUAUGGAGGAGCCUAUAAAUCAGAGAGGGGCUCAGAAUCACUGGACUGAGGGGGCUUCAUCUGAGGAGACCCUGACCCUGAAGGAAGAGGAGGAGGAAGAGGAAGAGGAGGAAUGUCAGGACAUAAAGCCCACCUUUCUUCCUAAAAUGGAACCAAUGCAACACCAAAACGAAGGUGAUGGAGGCCAGGAGGGUCUGAACGGUUUGUCGGUAGUUAUUAAAACAGAACCAGGUCAUCCAGAAGAAAGCAGUUCCUUUGUACACAGUGGUGAAGAUCAGGAUGUGUCCGGUCUGUCCCCUUUUUGUGAACUUCCAUCAAUUUCUGAGACAUGGGAGAACCAGCACACACUCGAGGAGGAUGUACGCAGUUCACUAAUUAUUAUUAAAGUGGAACCAGAUGAACAAGAACUGAGUUCCAGUGACAACUAUCAUGUCUUUCAUGAGCCGGAGGGGGUGUCCAGCCUGCCAACUGUCUAUAAAACUGAACGAGGCUCUGCUUACAGUGACAAAGAGCCACUGCAUAAUUAUGGAAAAGAGGACAAUGAGGGUCUUAAUACUCCAGCUGAGUGCAGCCAGCCGCCUGUGGAAGGACACAAAGGACUGAAGUCAUAUCCCUGUUCCGAGUGCGGGAGAACCUUCUCUCAGUCGUCCUCCUUUUACAGACACAUGAGAAUCCACACUGGCGAGAGGCCGUUCCAGUGCUCUCAGUGCAAUAAGACUUUCGUUCAGUCAAACACGUUCAAAAUCCACCAGAGAAUUCAUACUGGAGAAAAGCCUUACAAGUGCUCGGACUGCGGAAAGAACUUCAAGCGGUUAGAUAGUCUGAGGAUCCACCAGAGAACUCAUACCGGGGAGAAGCCGUACAAGUGUUCUCACUGUCCGAAGACCUUUACACGCUUAGACAUCCUACAGAACCACGAGAGAAUACAUACCGGAGAGAAGCCGUAUCAGUGUUCUCACUGCUCUAAGACUUUCACACGGUCCAGCGUCUAUCAGGUCCAUCAGAGAACGCACACAGGAGAGAGGCCUUACAAGUGCUCGGUGUGUGAAAAGCAGUUUCUAGACCUUUCGAAUCUCAGAAACCACCAGAGGAAACACACGGAAGAGAGGCCGUAUCGGUGCUCUCAGUGUGAUAGAACUUUCAUUCAGUUAGCUCACCUUACAAGCCACCGGAGAACACACACUGGAGAGAAACCCUAUCACUGUUCCAUCUGUGGAAAGAGCUACGGUGCGUCGUAUACACUUCUUUGCCAUCUGAGGAAACACAAGCUUUCUCCUGCAUCACCAUAGAUGAAGAGCUGUCACAAGAACCUUGUGCAUUUUCAUUUGAAAUGAAUAGACGGUAUCCCAGGAGACAUGAUAAGAUCAUGUGUUGAGGAUUUGGAGUGGGAUCUCACAGAGAACUGGCACCACUUUUAACUCUGACACCACAUUGGCAUUGACUUUAUUUACACUUCUACCUUUUUUGGUUUUCGAACAAUUGUUAGCAAUAAAAUAUAACAAUAUAUUUGUGUCUAUCAAUAUGUGUUGUACGUGCUGGGGUGCUAACACCCUGAGGUAUGCGCUCUUAAGAAAGAUGGUUCGUCAAAGGGUUCUUCGGUAAAGACAGUGGUUCUACGUAGAACCAUGAACACUGAAAGAGCCAUUUGCAUGCUUAACGGCAUUCUUUGCGUGGUGAAAUGGUGCAUCAGAUUAAUGGAGAACGUUCUGUAUAAAAGCUUUUUGAAAAAAGUUUUUUUGUCAUUAUAAGCUCAACAUCGUAACAUUAGCAGAACCAAUUUUGGUGCUAUAUAGAACCCUUUUCAAAUAGGUUCUGUAUAGAACCAUAU
This is a messenger RNA of Colossoma macropomum (tambaqui), 4265 nucleotides long. RefSeq lists its product as uncharacterized. Lineage: Eukaryota; Metazoa; Chordata; Actinopteri; Characiformes; Serrasalmidae. Gene Ontology annotation, molecular function: RNA polymerase II cis-regulatory region sequence-specific DNA binding; DNA-binding transcription factor activity, RNA polymerase II-specific. Gene Ontology annotation, cellular component: nucleus. The record is from RefSeq and is a predicted model, not a curated record. The coding region runs from base 304 to 3726 and encodes 1140 amino acids. The transcript has 9 exons. Gene Ontology annotation, biological process: central nervous system development; regulation of transcription by RNA polymerase II.